Myodes glareolus (Bank vole) is the source of this 1619-nucleotide messenger RNA. NCBI's taxonomy places the organism in Eukaryota, Metazoa, Chordata, Mammalia, Rodentia, Cricetidae. The record is from RefSeq and is a predicted model, not a curated record.
GCCAGCAGAUGCAGUCUACCUAUGGGCAGAAGGAAAUCCACAGGAAAGUGAUGUCACAAAACUUCAUCAACUGCCACACCAAGAUCUGCCACGUGGAUGCUCAUGCCACUCUGAAUGAUGGGAUGGUGGUCCAAGUGAUGGGGCUCCUGUCCAAUAAUAACCAGACUCUGUGGAGGUUCAUGCGGACCUUUGUUCUUGCUCCUGAGGGUUCUGUUGCCAACAAAUUUUAUGUUCACAACGACAUCUUCAAAUACCAAGAUGAGGUCUUUGGUGGCUUUGUCACUGAACCUCAGGAGGAAUCUGAAGAAGAAGUAGAAGAACUUGAAGAAAGACAGCAGACACCUGAGGUGGUGCCUGAUGAUUCUGGAACUUUCUAUGAUCCGGCUGUCAGCAAUAACUUGGAGGAACAUUUAGAGGAGCCUGUUUUGGAGCCAGAGCCAGAACUGGAACCUGUGCCUGACAUCCAAGAGGACAAGCCUGAGCCACCAUUGGAGGAAGCUGCUCCCGAGGAUGUGCAAAAGAGCACUUCCCCGGCCCCAGUGGAUGUUGCCCCAGCGCAGGAAGACUUGAGGACCUUUUCUUGGGCAUCUGUGACUAGUAAGAACCUUCCUCCCAGCGGGGCUGUUCUGGUGACAGGGACACCAUCUCAUGUGGUUCAUGUGCCGCCUUCACAGCCCCGUUCAGAAUCUAAGCCUGAAUCACAGAAUCUACCACAAAGGCCUCAGAGAGAUCAGAGAGUUCGAGAGCAACGGAUCAAUAUCCCUCCUCUUAGGGGACUCUGGUCAAUCCGUGAGGCUGGUGAAGCAGGAGAUGUGGAACCUCGAAGGAUGAUGAGGCACCCUGACAGUCACCGACUCUUCAUCGGGAACCUGCCACAUGAGCUUGACAAGUCGGAACUGAAGGAUUUUUUCCAAAAUUACAGGAACGUGGGGGAGCUGCGCAUUAACGGUGACGGGAAGUUACCCAACUUCGGUUUUAUUGUGUUUGAUGAUUCUGAACCUGUUCAGAAGGUCCUUAACAAUAGGCCCAUCAUGUUCCAAGGCAUAGUCAGUCUGAACGUGGAGGAGAAUAAGUCUCGUACUGCCAGGGAAGGCAACCACAAGGAUAACCGUCUUCGGGGACCAGGAGGUCCCUGUGGUGGGCCAAGUGGUGGGAUGAGAGGCCAUCCCCAUGGAGGCAUGGUGCAGAAACCAGGCUUUGGUGUGGGCAGGCAGAUUACAACUCCAAGGCAGUGAAUUGCUUGGUCCCGAUCUCCACACAGCACACAGCCCUGGCUCCUGCAGAAUGGUGAUUUCUUCAACCAGCCUUUGGUGUCUCGGAGUAGUCUAUUAUAAACUGCUCGAGUUUGUACAAUUUUCAUUUCGCUUAUGUUCAUGGUGUGUGCCCCCACUCUCCUUUCCUCCCCUGACCUUUUAGUCCUUCACUUCCAGUUUUCCAGAACGAUACUUUAGGAGGCGUAGGUUUUUAAAGAAGAGGAGGGGAGACUCUCUUUUCCUGCUCACGCAGAAGACACAGACUGGAGUUUAACAGCCAUUCCCCAAAGGAGUGCAUCUCGCUUUUCACUGACAAUGGAUGUUUCAUUUGUUGGGAGACACAGGAUUUGAUAAACAUUUUGGAAG